AUGGCACCACCGGAAAGCCAAGAGGUAGCAAAACCAUCAGCAUGGAUACUGGAGAAAGCUCAAAAUGCUGCAAAGGCGUCCGGCGUAGGACCAGAUGCGGUCGCGAGGAUCCUACAAAAGACGAAAGCACAGGUCGAGGCGAAUAGCGAAGAGCAUCAAAACAACAUGGGUCUACUGGGCAAAAAAAUGGCUGAGCUACGAGCGAAGCAUGACUUGAACCCAUUCAAGAAUUUGGAACAACCAGUUGCAGCAGAUACUAUCACGGUCCAGCCCAAGGUCAUCAUACCAGCACAAAAGGGCGUCAAGCGUAAGCUUCCACCAACACAAGGUGCAAAGUCAGAGGAUUCACGCGCUAAGAAGGCGAAGAUCAAGAAGACGCAGCCGGCGGAGGAAGGUGUCUCUAAGGAGGCGAAAGAAGACGCGGAGAAGCAAGCGGAAAAGGUUAAAGAGAUGAGGAAAGAGAAGGCAGCUAUUAAAGACGAGUCUGUCAAUGCGGUGUUUGCCAAUUCGUCGACUGCAGGUGCAUCACAAGAGCGAGCGGCUGCAGCAGUAGCGACAGCUACAACGACAACAAACAAGCCAGACAACACGGAUCUCGUGCCAUGGAACAACCUAUCCAUCUCAGGAAAUACGACAGACAAGUAUCAUGUACGGACACCGCUGCCAACCUGGUACACCUCUAUAAACAUGAAAGGUUACCAGAUGGAGGCGAUGAGCAAGAAGCGACCCCCAGAGCUCACUGCACUGGAAGCCCUCAAAGCUUGUAUAAAACAAUGCGAGGAUACAAAGUCAACAGUUCAACUAGACAAGCUAUACGAUGAUCUCCGAGAUCACGUACACAAGGCUGAGAUCCGACUUGUAGUCACCCUAAAUCUCAUCCGAAAGGCGAACAUGCUCAGCCCGGAUUACGGACUGCCUCGCAUAUUCAAAGCAGGAACAGUCUUCCCAUGGGAUCUCAAAGCAGACGCCUACCAACUCUAUAACCGCUGGUGGAAGUCGGAUCUAAACCAAGAUAUCCUCCGCGGUAUCGUACCCAACAAGACCGACAACCGGACUAGCGACCGCCUAGACGAUACAUACCGCAAGAAGUUCUCCUCCGAUGCGAAGUACUAUGGCGAAGGCGAUCUCGUCCUCGGACAAUGGUGGCCAACUCAACUCUGCACCGUCCGCGACGGCGCCCACGGCUCAGCCCAAGGCGGCAUCUACGGCGAAAAAGAACGCGGCACAUAUUCCAUUGUCCUCUCAGGCGGCUACGCAUACCACGACGUCGACAACGGCGACGUCAUCGAAUACUCUAGUACGCCAGGCAAGCAUUCCACGCCUACGGAGAAUACUAUCCACCUCCUCACGUCUGCCGGUCUUGGUAACCCGGUUAGAGUUAUUCGCUCCGCACAGCUGAAUAAGAAGAACAAGUACAGGCCUGAGCUGGGUUUGAGGUACGAUGGCUUGUAUCAGGUUAGGGGUUAUAGGAACAUUGAUCAGGAGACGGCCAUGUAUAGGUUUCGACUCGAGAGGUGCGAGGGCCAGGAUCCGAUUCGGUUCGAGGGCAAGGCGAAGAGGCCGACGUUUUAUGAGGUUGGGGAGUAUGAGAGGCUGAAGGAUAAGGGAGCGGGGGUGUGGUAG
This is a messenger RNA of Alternaria atra, 1623 nucleotides long. RefSeq lists its product as uncharacterized. Gene Ontology annotation, biological process: negative regulation of gene expression via chromosomal CpG island methylation; protein ubiquitination. Gene Ontology annotation, molecular function: ubiquitin protein ligase activity. The record is from RefSeq and is a predicted model, not a curated record. Lineage: Eukaryota; Fungi; Ascomycota; Dothideomycetes; Pleosporales; Pleosporaceae. Bases 1 to 1623 code for a protein of 540 amino acids. The transcript has a single exon.